AUGCUUGACUCUCUUAUAACAUUGUUUUUCAGCUUCCUUCUUCUUACAUUGCGUGAUCUUCUUAUUUGCAUCUCUCACAUGUUUGACUGCAAGGUAGUAAUCCUCAAUCUCACACUCUCUUAUAGCAUUGAGUUCCGCCUCUUCUCAAUUGUCUUUGAAGAGAAUAGUUAUGAGGAGGCAGUAAUUGAGCAGUUUGAUUGA
Messenger RNA from Histoplasma mississippiense, 201 nucleotides. RefSeq lists its product with no specific name. Lineage: Eukaryota; Fungi; Ascomycota; Eurotiomycetes; Onygenales; Ajellomycetaceae. Bases 1 to 201 code for a protein of 66 amino acids. The record is from RefSeq and is a predicted model, not a curated record. The transcript is spliced from 3 exons.